This is a messenger RNA of Spea bombifrons (plains spadefoot toad), 480 nucleotides long. RefSeq names its product ribosomal protein L23 (gene RPL23). NCBI's taxonomy places the organism in Eukaryota, Metazoa, Chordata, Amphibia, Anura, Pelobatidae. Gene Ontology annotation, cellular component: cytosolic large ribosomal subunit; ribosome. Bases 16 to 438 code for a protein of 140 amino acids. The record is from RefSeq and is a predicted model, not a curated record. Gene Ontology annotation, molecular function: structural constituent of ribosome; large ribosomal subunit rRNA binding. The transcript is spliced from 5 exons. Gene Ontology annotation, biological process: translation.
UUUCCGGUAACCAAGAUGUCCAAGAGAGGACGUGGAGGUUCCUCUGGUGCGAAGUUUCGCAUCUCCCUCGGUCUCCCCGUGGGGGCCGUCAUAAACUGCGCCGACAACACAGGUGCCAAAAACCUGUACAUCAUUUCUGUAAAAGGUAUCAAAGGUAGACUGAACAGGUUGCCUGCCGCUGGUGUAGGAGACAUGGUGAUGGCCACAGUAAAGAAAGGAAAGCCUGAACUUCGAAAAAAGGUGCAUCCGGCGGUGGUGAUACGGCAGCGGAAAUCGUAUCGGAGAAAAGAUGGGGUGUUCUUGUAUUUUGAGGACAACGCGGGGGUGAUAGUGAACAAUAAGGGAGAGAUGAAAGGCUCUGCUAUCACAGGCCCUGUUGCAAAGGAGUGUGCAGAUCUGUGGCCCAGGAUUGCCUCCAAUGCAGGAAGCAUUGCUUGAACAUACCCCCCUUUGUAAAAUAAAAAUGUGGUUAUACCAAAA